AUGUCCUUAGCUAUUAAUGGAAUCCUUCGAGUAGUCCUCUGGACAAGCAUCGCUGUCAGCUUCAGUAGUGCUUUCAUUCCCAAAAGGACGUUCACGUUCACGUCCCCCGACACGAACAAGUACAGAGCAGGAUAUCCCACUCUGCUCCAUGCUUCGGCACAACAAAAUGCUGAUUUUGAGUAUCAAGAGAUGAAGAUUCUGACGCAAGCACUGAUUUCUCAAGGAGUCUCCAACUCACAAAUACCAGCUGACAAGCGUGUCGAGAUAGAAGGAUACUGUCGCCGCAUUGUCAAUCAGCGAUCAGGAUCAAUAUCACCAGAAAACAUUCCAAGUGAGCUGGCGGGCACAUCAUGGCAGUUAGCUUUUACGUCUCAAAGUCUCGUAUCCGACUCCCUGCCACCUGGAACCAACAUCAAGCUUUUGUUUAAGAAUGAAAAUCGACUUGAUUAUAUCCUCGAAUUUACCAAGACGUUUGGUCUGAAACAAUUGGCUGCGGAUAGCAGCUACACAGUUGAUACGAAUGGUGUAAUAGCAUACACAUAUGACGGCAUCUCUUGUGAUGUCUUCGGGCUAACGAACAUCAAUGUUGGGGCUUUCGGAUUACUAAAGGGUCGGGCUAGUUCCAUCCAAGCAUCAUUCUUUGAUGGUGUACUCUUGAUUCAAAGAAGCAACGACAUGGCUGGGGAGUUUUUCAAUGUUUACGCUCGCAUUUAG
Molecule: messenger RNA, 714 nt
Organism: Cylindrotheca closterium
Lineage: Eukaryota; Bacillariophyta; Bacillariophyceae; Bacillariales; Bacillariaceae
Source: the annotation of a GenBank genome assembly